Molecule: messenger RNA, 1625 nt
Organism: Thalassophryne amazonica
Lineage: Eukaryota; Metazoa; Chordata; Actinopteri; Batrachoidiformes; Batrachoididae
Product: relaxin-3 receptor 1-like
Exons: 2
Coding region: 385-1584 (399 amino acids)
Biological process (GO): immune response; G protein-coupled receptor signaling pathway
Cellular component (GO): membrane
Molecular function (GO): G protein-coupled receptor activity
Source: RefSeq, a predicted model, not a curated record
CCACACUUAAACAGGAAGUCAGACCCAAACUGUGUCAGCAUUCCAGCUUCAAGAGUUUAACAAGGUCCAUAGUCCAAAUAGUCCUCCAGAAUCAACAAAAAUGUAAGACGUCUUCACAUCAUCCAACUACACACAAUGAAUGGAUUCUUUUUCUUUAAUUUUUUUGUCUUCAACUGCAAAACCAAUGUUGAAUGGGGUUAUACAAACAUCUCGUAAAAUCUGACUAGUAUUUUCAGAAACAACGAAGCCUAGUUGGACAACGCUCGAAGGGGACAUAUAAACAGAUGUCUGUCAUCUACUAAAACAGACAAACAGAUCUUCAGAAUCUGCAUAAAGAGGAGCAUCAGAAGCUAGUUGGACACCAGAGUCUUCAGUGGAGUCUAAAUGUCAAAAAUGGACUUCAAGAGACUUGAGUUGUUCAACAAUAUCUUGCAAAGCUGCAUUGAAGACCCAUCCUGUAAUAACUCACAGUUAAUUUACAAUACAAGCCUCAACGGGCUGCAUCUCCCUGGUGACGGCUCAGCCUGGCUGCGAACAGUCAUCUCUGUGGUUUACUUCAUUGUUGCCAUUGCUGGAAUGUUGGGAAACCUGCUGGUGAUGUUCCUGCUGUAUUCCACUCACACCAUCACUACCGGCACCAUCAAUUUCUUUGUAUUCAACUUAGCUUUGGCUCACCUGCUUUUCUCCCUGGCCUUGCCAUUUUGGGCUGUAGAAAUCGCACUGGACUACAGCUGGCCCUUCAGUUUGGCCACAUGUAAGGCAGUGUCAUUACUCACUGGCCUAAAUGUUUAUGCUAGCUGUUUUUUCCUCACAGCGAUGAGUCUGACCAGGUACUACUACGUGGCAAAUGCCCUCAAACCGAACAGUACCGCGUGCAGUAGAUCUUGUGUUUCUCCAGUGGCCACAGCAUUUAUCUGGACCGGAGCACUUAUAGUUACAGUGCCUCGAGCUGUAUUUGCAGAUCUUAGCCAAGUGGGCAGCGGUAACGACACAGCAUGUCUGCUCCGUUUCCCAGAUGGUACAGCCUGGCUUGGAAUAAACCAACUCGUGCGAGUGUUGCUGGGGUUCCUGCUUCCCUACAGCAUUAUCGUCCUGUCUUACUUGCUCCUGGUCCGCUUUCUUUGUCGACAUAACCUGAAGGGCAGUAACUCUCGGCGAAAGGCCAAUAUUUCCAAGUCUGUUGCGGUGGUUGUGCUUUCAUUCUGUGCCUGUUGGUUCCCAUACAAUGUUCUCACCCUUUGGAGCGUCCUGAUCCAACUUGACAUCGUUGAAAUUAGUCCUUCUUUCUAUUUGGCUCAAACAUAUUUUUUCCCUUUGGCCAAUUGUUUGGCAUUCACGAGCAGUUGCCUCAACCCUGUCAUCUACUGCCUUGUUCGAAAAGAAUACCGUGCGGCGCUCCAUAAUGUGGUCUUCAAAUCAAGUCUGGCUAUCAUGUCCAAAAUCUCCCUCUAUGGAAGAUAUUCUGAUGAGGUACCGAGACAAGAUGGACAAAUAACUAUUCCACUCAACACCAUUAACAGCCAGACGGUUGAAACUGAAAUGAGGGGAUAUGCAAUACUGUCUACCCUCCCAGGACGAGUUUAAAACCUAUAAAAAGCAGUGGUGGGCACAGUUCAGCUAAUUAG